AUGGGUCCUACCACUGAAGCGAAGCUCUUCUACCAAGCUAUGAUCCUUCUUUGCCUGGGCUGCGGCCUUCCAGGCUUUUCAGCUUUCAAUCUCAUCGAUUUUGAGGCUCCUGUGAUUUUCCGUGGGGAGGAAGCUGACCAGUUUGGCUAUCGCGUCGUCCAGACAAAAUUCGAUGGGAAUUCCUGGCUGGUAGUGAGCGCUCCCCUCGCAGGCAAUCGGACAGGUUCCCUUUUCCAAUGCUCAUACGAUACACAGAGGUGUCAACCAAUUGUCUUCAACAAUACCAAGGUCAUUCCUAGAAUAUCUUUGGGUCUUUCAUUGGCUGCUGAUGAAGCAUCUGAAUCUAAAAUAAUGGCCUGUGGUCCCACUUGGGAACGAAGAUGUGGGCAACUUGAUUAUCUGAACGGCGUGUGUUAUAUUAUGAAUGGCAUCGAUGGAAAUGUGAAGGAGAUCCAGCCAGCUUUCCAAGAGUGCGUCUUUGGUGUGGAUGCUGUGAUUUUAUACGAUGAUUCUGGGAGCAUUAAAGACUCUGACCUCCACACCAUGAAGAACUUCUUCCUGAAACUGAUGGACUCGGUGGCUGGGGCAGAUGUGCAGUUUGCUGCGGUUCAGUACUCCUCUAUAAACACACUUGUUUUUGAUUUUGCGACCUAUAACAACACUAGAGAGAAGAUUAAAGAUCUUAUCCACAAUUUAGGACGUUUCAAAGGACAAACCUUCACUCCAUCUGCUAUUGUCUAUGUGGUAGAAGAGGUCUUCACAGCAAAUCGUGGCAUGCGUCCUCACAGCAAGAAACUGCUCAUUGUUCUGACGGAUGGCAUCUCCAAUGACAGAAGCACCACAUUUAAAGAGGCAACAGAAGCUGCCAACAAAAAAGGGAUAAUCCGCUAUGCCAUUGGGGUUGGUCAGAAUUUCUUGACAGCUCAGGAUGAGCUCCGCAGAAUUGCUUCAUCAAAUGAAAAUGUUUUCCCCGUGGAAAGUUUUGGCGCCCUUGAACAGCUUCAGAAACAGCUGAAGGACAAGAUCUUUAAUAUUGAAGGAGUCUCUAAACCAUCACCUGAUGCUUCAGCCAGCAGUUUUUUUGAGAAAGAAUUUUCCCAAGGUGGAUUCAGUUCCCUUCUUACACCAGAACAUGCGGUGACUGGAGUCGUCGGUGCUUAUAGCUGGACUGGAGGCUUAGAAGAAUCAUCCUUUGAGGAACCUCCCCGGACCCAAUUCCUCAACAGCAGCACCAGUGAGUCCUAUAUAGGUUACUCUGUGGCUUUAGCUCGCUUUCACCAAAGGACUUUCUACAUCACUGGAGCUCCUCGGUUCCAGCACGUUGGCCAAGUCCUGGUCUUUGAAAGCAAAAGUGGACGCUUAACAGGGAAUAUUCAGGGUCAACAGGUGGGCUCAUACUUUGGUGCUGAACUUGCCUCCGUGGACUUAAAUGAAGAUGGAAAUACUGACCUACUUGUAAUUGGGGCUCCUCAUUACUACAGUGGACACCAAGGUGGGGUUGUCUACGUCUCUUCCAUCAACAACACGGGUGAGCUUGUUCACCUUCAAAUGUUGUAUGGAAUCCCAGGUAAUGGACUAGGCCGUUUUGGGGCAGCUCUGUCCACAUUAGGGGAUAUCAGUGGCGAUGGCCUUACAGAUGUGGCUGUAGGAGCCCCAAUGGAGGAUGAAAAUCGGGGGGCCAUUUACAUCUUCCUGGGUGAAACAGACCGACUGAAGGAAGUGCACAGCCAGCGGAUUUCAGCUACCUCUGUUUCUCCCGGGCUCCAGUUUUUUGGACAGUCCAUCCAGGGAAGGUUGGAUCUGAGCAGGGAUGAGCUGAACGACUUAGCCAUUGGAGCUCUUGGAAGUGCAGUGGUGCUUCGAUCCCGGCCUGUUUUCACUGUCCUCACUUCAUUGAGAUUCUCCCCUGAUUUGAUCCCUCUGGAUGAUCCAGAGUGUGGAAGCAGAAAGAUUUCAAAAAUUGAUUCUCGUGGGCAAGUCAGUCUUUGCUUCACCUUAACUCUUCUCAGCACGAAAUGGAGCUCUGGUUCUUUGCGAGCCAUAAUCAACUUCAGCCUCCAAGUCGAUGUUAAACAGACCUUGCCACGCCUGAUGCUAGAGAAUGAGACACCCAGUUUUUCAGAUGUUCUCCGCCUUGGAGCUAUGCCCAUCUGCAUCAACAAGACUCUGUGGUCUCAGGUCUGCCUGGAUGACUCCAUCUCUCCAGUUGUGCUGCGGACAAAGUUCUCAGUUCAGGAACAACCAGAUAACAGGAAUCUGCGACCCAUCCUUCACCCUGAGACAAAAACCUCCACUGACAUUGAGGUUCCCUUCCAGAAAGACUGCGGUCAGGAUGGAAUUUGUGUGCCUGAUCUCUCGGUAUCUUUUAACUUCUCAGGAUCUAAAGGACUGAAGUUGAGCCCAAAUUUCAUACUGAAUUUAACAGUGAAACUAGAAAAUCUGGGAGAAUUGGCAUAUGACCCGGCCAUUUCUUUUUACUACUCUUCUGUUAUGUCCUUCCAGGGAGCUUCAGUUCUUCAAUCGAACUGGCCGCUGUUCCCGGCCUGUCAGAUGCAUGGAUUACCAGGAAAUGCCUCCGUACGCCACAGCUCCUGCCGUUUCAGGCCACCCGCUCUCAAGGCAGGCACUCAGGCCUUCCUCCAGGUGUCCUUCCGCUCCUCCAGAGGUGAUGCCUGGCUGGACAAGUUCGUUUACUUCACCAUCCGUGCACACAGUUUGAAUGAGAGCAACGUGAAAGAGAAUAAUGAGGCUACCGGACGGCUGCCUGUUUUGCAUCCCGUCAACAUCAUAGUGAAAGAGUUUCAAUCCACUCCAUAUCUCAACUUCUCUACUCAGGAUCCAGAGAAGAAAAUACUUACACAUAGCUAUGAGGUGAGGAAUUUGGACUCAAAUGCCACUGCACUCAAUGUAACCUUUGAGCUUCCUUUGAAGACAAAACAGGGAUUCUUUUGGAAUAUAACACCGUCCUACAGUGAUGUGAAAAAUCACUUCUCCUGCACACAGUUGUUUACCCUCAGAACAGGAAUCAGCAAGAAGAAUGUCACAAAACGCAUCACGAGAGGCUGUCUGGGGGCUGUGGCUUGCCCCAAAGUUUACUGCUUUAUCAACAGUCUUGUUAAAGGAGAAUCAAUUAGAUUCAAUUUUUCUGGAGAUUUUUACAGAGAAGAUAAAUCUUCCAAACUGAAGUCGGAAAUAUUCCAUGUUGGCAGCGAGGCAUCCAUAAGGGUGGAUGAGACCAGAUUUUUCCUGAACGAACGAGAGGAUUUCAGCCAGAUCACCACAGAAAUUGAGUUAAUUUCGCCAUUCAAUCCUGUCCCCAUCAUCAUUGGCAGCACCAUCGGAGGCAUCGUGCUUUUAGCCAUUAUAGUGGCUGUCUUGUAUAAGUUUGGAUUCUUUAAACGCAAGCGCACACCCCAGAUGGAUGCAAACGCAGCAGGAGCAGCUGCUCCCAGUGACCAAGCUCCUUCAACUUCGGCUGCUUCCUAAGGGAGAAGGGGAUUCUGGGUCUGGAUGCAACUUGGAAGCCGGGAUUCCCACCUCGUCUGGGAACGGAAGAAUACAGCCAGUCAAAAAAGGGCCGAAAAACGGAGAGGCAGGACCUCCAGAUCUCUAGGGAAGGAAUGGGAGGGGUGGGGAGGGAUUGAGAGGCGAGUGGGCUAGAAACUAAGUAG
This is a messenger RNA of Pseudonaja textilis, 3671 nucleotides long. RefSeq names its product integrin alpha-X-like. The record is from RefSeq and is a predicted model, not a curated record. Gene Ontology annotation, cellular component: external side of plasma membrane; integrin complex. Lineage: Eukaryota; Metazoa; Chordata; Lepidosauria; Squamata; Elapidae. Gene Ontology annotation, biological process: integrin-mediated signaling pathway; cell adhesion mediated by integrin; cell-cell adhesion. Gene Ontology annotation, molecular function: integrin binding.